Molecule: messenger RNA, 7430 nt
Organism: Strigops habroptila (Kakapo)
Lineage: Eukaryota; Metazoa; Chordata; Aves; Psittaciformes; Psittacidae
Gene: SLC5A3
Product: solute carrier family 5 member 3
Exons: 4
Coding region: 837-2978 (713 amino acids)
Biological process (GO): myo-inositol transport; transmembrane transport; inositol metabolic process
Cellular component (GO): plasma membrane
Molecular function (GO): D-glucose:sodium symporter activity
Source: RefSeq, a predicted model, not a curated record
CCCCGCUCCUCCCGUCACGGCCAGCUCUAAGAUGCCCCGCUAUGAACUGGCUUUGAUCGUGAAAGCCAUGCAGAGGUCCUUUAGAAAAGGAUCAAGAAGAAUGUGUUGAGGAGCAAGCUUCUUUUUCUGAUGCUGCAGUUAAAUGAAGACCAGAACUGGAGCGGUUCCUGAUACCCCAGACAAAAAAGUGCACUGUGUGUUCAUAACUCCUUUGAGUGACUGACUUGAACCUUGCACCUCAGAUUGGACUUUUAUGCUAGUGAUGAUUUAUAGAGUUGCCUCUGCGGCACCUGUGUUCUCCAAGGCCAGCAGAAGUGUUGAUGCAGCACCACUUUGGGGCAGCAGAGCACAUGUGGCAAACAGGUGUUGAGCCUGGCGAUCUGGGUAUAUUUCUUCCAUGCAAGUGAGUUGUCCAAUAGGUAAAAUGCUACCAGCAUGAGUUAACAUAACCCCUGCUUGAAGAAGGUGGAGAAGAAAUCUGUUGCUUCUAAGAAAGAACCUCAAAACUACUUUGAAGUCUAGGAACACAGUUAAGGUUGGUACAGUAGGCCUCACUAAACUUAGCUGCAACUAAGAAUUUCUCCUACAUCAACUGAGUUAAGGCUGAUGCUCUUGUGGAAUGUGGAUUAAAAGUGCGUGCUAAGUUCCAAAUUUCCAUUUGAGAAGCGGAGAAAGUAAAUAUACCACAACCACCAGCAUCAGGACAGCAAACCAAGGGACAAAGAAUUUGAUCCACAGUGUUGAUAUAUGUUAACUGGUUCACGUGUGGCUUAAAAGACGUUUGCUGGGGGGCGAGAAGUGGACGUCAGCUGUGCGAAGGCAUUUUGUUUACAAAAAUGAGGGCUUCUUUGGAAACAGCAGACAUUGCCAUUGUGGUGCUGUACUUCGUGCUUGUAAUGUGCAUAGGUUUUUUUGCCAUGUGGAAAUACAAUCGGAGCACCGUAAGUGGCUACUUUUUGGCAGGGCGUUCUAUGACCUGGGUAGCUAUUGGUGCAUCUUUAUUUGUGAGCAAUAUUGGAAGCGAACAUUUCAUUGGGCUCGCAGGAUCUGGAGCAGCAAGUGGAUUUGCAGUAGGUGCAUGGGAAUUCAACGCCUUAAUGCUUUUGCAGCUUUUAGGAUGGGUCUUCGUCCCAGUCUACAUCCGGUCGGGAGUAUACACCAUGCCUGAAUACUUGUCCAAGCGUUUUGGAGGGCAUAGAAUUCAAAUAUAUUUUGCAGCGUUGUCUCUAAUUCUUUAUAUCUUCACCAAACUCUCAGUUGACUUGUAUUCAGGGGCACUUUUUAUUCAAGAAUCGCUAGGUUGGAACCUCUAUUUGUCGGUUAUCCUCCUUAUUGGAAUGACUGCACUGUUGACUGUGACUGGAGGUCUUGUGGCUGUCAUCUACACAGACACGCUUCAAGCUCUGCUUAUGAUUAUUGGUGCCCUCACACUUAUGAUCAUAAGUAUUACGGAGGUUGGUGGGUUUGAAGAAGUUAAAAGAAGGUACAUGUUAGCGUCACCAAAUAUUACAUCUAUCUUGUUAACCUACAACAUUUCCAAUACCAAUUCCUGCAAUGUCGACCCAAAGCCUGAUGCUCUUAAAAUGUUGCGUGAGCCAACAGAUGAAGAUAUUCCCUGGCCUGGAUUUCUGUUGGGACAGACUCCGGCUUCUGUCUGGUACUGGUGUGCUGAUCAAGUCAUAGUUCAGAGAGUUUUAGCUGCAAAAAACAUUGCUCAUGCCAAAGGAUCCACUCUGAUGGCAGGCUUCUUAAAGUUGCUGCCGAUGUUUAUUAUAGUUGUCCCAGGGAUGAUUUCACGAAUACUGUUUGCAGAUGAUAUCGCCUGCAUUAAUCCAGAACACUGUUUUCAAGUCUGCGGGAGCAGAGCAGGAUGCUCUAACAUUGCCUACCCACGUUUGGUGAUGAAACUUGUGCCGGUUGGUCUGCGAGGACUGAUGAUGGCUGUGAUGAUUGCUGCACUGAUGAGUGACUUGGACUCUAUAUUCAACAGUGCCAGUACCAUAUUCACACUUGAUGUCUACAAGCUCAUUCGGAAGAGCGCGACGUCUAGAGAACUGAUGAUUGUAGGAAGAGUCUUUGUUGCGUUCAUGGUAGUUAUAAGCAUUGCCUGGGUCCCGAUAAUUGUAGAAAUGCAAGGUGGUCAGAUGUACCUUUAUAUCCAAGAGGUAGCGGACUACUUGACCCCACCAGUGGCUGCUCUGUUUCUUAUGGGUAUCUUUUGGAAGCGUUGCAAUGAGCAGGGGGCUUUCUAUGGCGGAAUGGCCGGGUUUGUUCUUGGAGCGGUACGGUUGAUACUGGCAUUUAUCUAUCGUGCUCCCGAGUGUAACCAGCCAGAUACUAGGCCAAGCUUUAUCAAAAACAUCCAUUACAUGUAUGUUGCGACAACUCUCUUCUGGAUCACUGGGAUUGUGACCUUUGUAGUAAGCCUCCUCACGCCUCCGCCUACGAAGGAGCAGGUUCGGACAACCACUUUCUGGGCUGUGAAAAACAGGAACGUAAAAGAGAGCGCUGCAAAGGGCGAGCUGUACAAAGUGCAGGAAAAGAGCAUCCUCAAGUGCAAUGAAAAUGCUAACCAUAUAAUUCCAAACGGCAAAUCGGAAGAAAAUAUUAAAAAUAUCAAGCCAGAGGAUAUCAAUCUUCUGGUUACUUGCAGAGAUGACAGCAACCCGGUGAUUUCUGUGAGUCACUCUGAAGUUGAGACACCAGUUGAUUGUUAUUCGAAUGGACAAGCAGCUUUGAUGGGGGAGAAAAAGCAUGAAGAAGAGACUGAUGAGAGAGAGAGAGAUUUGAAAUUCAUAGAUUGGUUCUGUGGCUUUAAAAGUAAAAACAUGAACAAGAGAGCUGUUCGGGAGAUGGAGGAGGAGACUGUUUGUUUACAAAUGCUGGAAGAGACUCCAAAAGUUAAACUAUUACUAAAUACUGGACUGGUCUGUGUCUGUUCGCUUGGAAUAUUCAUGUUUGUCUAUUUCUCUUUGUGAGUGAAUAGUAAACUUUUAAGGGUAUGGCUAAACAUACAGAAGUUGAUACAGGUCUCUAGAGUUUUUUUUGUUUGUUUGUUUUUAAUUUUUUUUUCUUUUCAAAUAACAUAACUGCAACCCAGGCAUUGUUUACGCUAUAAUUGUAAGAUCAGCUCAACUUUAGCUUAUUUAGAGACCAUUUGAGACAUGUUGUCCUAUCUCUGCUGAAAGCAGAACGUGUUGUAUCGUGUCUUUUUCCCCUUUUGUCCUUUUUCUUUUUUUCCUAUUUGCAGUACUAACCUUUUGUUUUUUCCAUGUAUACAUGUAUAAAUAUACCAAAGGCAGGCAGGUGGCUGUGUUUGAAGUCAGGCAGUUACAUAGCUCAGUCAGCAUUAAGAAGAACAUAACAACUUAGCAUUUGCUGAUGUGUAAAAUCUAAAUUAUUAAAGCUGUGUUGAAAGAUUUUUAAAUGUAGGGCUGCGAUGCACAUCACUGUGUAGUCAUUCUUUGUAACAUACCUAUAUUACCUUGGCCACCUUAGCACUCUUUAAUUUUGCUCACUGCUUUUAGGUUUUGUUAGGGUGCGGUUUUUUGGGGGGUGUUUUUUUUUUUUUUUUGGGGGGGGUGUUUAGUUUCUCAUUUCUCUUAUAGCAACAACAGGAAGAUAUUUUGUCUCAUCUUGUAGCACUUAAACCAUGAUAGCUGUUAGUAGCUUUCUGUCUUUUUUUCUCUGUAAGAAAAUGCUUGUCUUUUGAUUUUUAUCCACUGUAAAUGCCAUUACUGAAAAGUUGCUGUAUUUAAAAAAAAAAAAAAAAAAAAAAAAAGAAAAAACCAAAAAUCUUUGAGAUGACAAGCUGGCAAUGGAGGAGAGGAGGGAAAGGAAAAAAAGAAAUACUCUUCAGUUAGGUUUUGUAGUAUGUUGAAAUGGAAGAGUGUAUAUUCAGCCUCCUCAGUGUCCAAACCUUUAGUACAUAAUUAGGGUUAGCCUCUUUCUAGAGAAAAAAAUCUGUGUGUAGGUUCUACCACAUGAGGAAAAGAAGUGUGAGACUUAGCAUGUCUUCAGUUUGGUAAGCACACUGUAAAAUAACUUCUCUGCUGUGUAUGUUUAAAAGGGCAAUACUCUGUAUCCCUACCAUUGCUGCACACUGAGUCUGUAAGGGAAGAAAACCAAGUGGGAAGACAAGAGGCAGGGGAAUUGAGGGGAAGAGGUGGAAGUGGCCCUUAUUUUCCAGAGUCCUUUUGCCUCGUGUCUUCUUCCACUUCCUCUUUUUCCCUGUUGGACCUUUUUUAAGGAAUGACUCCUGAGGGAUUCUGUGUCAGGAGAUGAGGAGCAUGUGCGGUUGUAAUCUGUGUCAGCAAUUGAGGUCUGCCCUUAAGAUUCUUCAGGUAAAAGUGAAACUUUUCCCAGGUGAUCACAGAUGAUCGGUAGGUCUUGAGAUGCUGAGGUUCUUUUCUCCUGAAGGAUGGAUGCCCAAGGCAGGGACCAGUGGUUUCCAGGUGUGGAGGAUGUGUGUGCAGUGGGUUGGUGGAGCUCAGCAGACCGCAAGGUCCACUUCCCCCUUGUUAAAGCAAGAGAAUGUGUUUCCGUCCUGGGUGCGCUUGCCUUUACACUAAACCAAGUCAGGACCUGUUUUUGGGCGCAUAGGCCAAUUGACAGUGUGUGGCUGCACUUGUGGUAGUAAACUCCCUUACCCUCCAUGGCAGAAUAGUCAUAUCCAGGCUUCCUGUGAAAAUAAUUCCUCCAGUUGUCUUUGUUCCAGAGCUUGUCUGGGGAUUUGUGAGAGCAUGAACUGGCUAGGCCAGAAAUGGUCUGAGGGACCAUGCUGACAGUUCAACAGCGUUGGUUCAAGGGUCCAGCAAUGUUUCCUUGGCACAUAAGCAAGAACCAAUCCCUAUGGGUGAAAUAGUUCUGUAGUGAUGAAAUUUGGGUUAAUUCUGCCUUUGACUGCUGGAGAAAGUUUGCUUUCUAAGUACAGUGGUGCUGUAAGCUGCAGGCUGUCCAAAUAGCUUUUAGUAGUAUCAUGUAUAAUACAUAUUUUCAGAUAAAAUUAUUAACUUCCAUUUUUGGGGGGUUUUCUUUAGUGUGGUUUUUUUGUGGGUGUUUUGUUUGUUUGUUUGUUUUGGUGUUGAUUUUUAAAUCAACUGAAUCCCAUGCAUUCCAAGACUUUAAACAGAGGCUGAGAUGCCCUAUCUUUCUCCACUUUUAGUUGUUGUUGCUGGAAAGCAGACUAUUCUUAACUGGAAAUACUGGAAUAAGUGUAGGAAUGCAGUUGCAAUAUAUGUAGAAGAGGAGAGUUGCCAUACCUGAGUCUUGGUGUUAACAACAGCGUGAAGAGACACAUUUUCUUACGGUUUGCGUGGCUGGCUUCAUUCAGAAAAAGUAUUUUAAAUCCUUUUUAAUGGUAAAAUGGUAGUAUGUGAAAUGGGUAAUGGCAUCUCAAGUUGCUUCAUUAGUAGGCUGAGUUGGGAAGGAUAGUUACUGUAAGAAAGCUGUAAAACACAGUUGAUUUUUAUUUAUUUUAUUUUUACUUUUUCCUAUGCUGGAUAAAGUAACCUAGGGCAAAAUUUGAUCUUAGUGGGAUGAAAAAUAACAACUUUUGGAGGGUAUAGAUAAGUCUCAGUCCAACAGUAUCUUCUUGAAAAGGCUGGGAUCUUGCUAGUAUGCCUAAUUUGGCACAGGAAAAGAGACUCAUGUACCAGGCACUGUCCCUUAGUAACUUGGCAUGUCUUUCUAUUAGCAGCUGGUACUUGGAUUUUUCUAGACCAGUCCUUUCUGCUCUCAGUAUUAAAAAAUGCAUUGCCACCUAACCUGUGAAGCCAGGUUAGCUCAGGGACCCUUUUGCUUGGCUGCUGGUGCUUCAUCUGUGCUUGCUUUUUUCCCAGGGUGCCUUACAUGAUUAUGAAGCUGAAGGCAUGGCUUUUAUAGCCACCUGAAGAGUGGUUUGCUUAUAAUGGCUUUUCCCAGCUUGUUUUUCCUCCUCUCUUCCCCUGAAGUCAUCUCCUAUUUAAAGAGAAUGAUUAAUACACAGGAUGCCAGUAUCCUGUUCAGUGUAACUACAGUCAGAUCUAUGGUGAAGUUCUCCUUUGACUGUGGCAGGGAGUCAACAGUCCUUCACAAAUGUACGGUGCAACCUUUGACUGUCGAAUCUGAGAUACUCCAUCUUCCAGUUAAUGUAUUCUCAGUUUUGCUAAACUAACAAGUUGCUGCAUUAAUCACAGUGGCAAUUUGCAGUUAAUCAGGAUCUUAAUAAAGUAAUACUUUGCAUCCCCCCAUCUUCAGACCUAUUAUUGUGAAGAAGCUUUUAAGCAAAUUAUUUCUCCAGUGCUUUUUCAGUCAUUUAAAAAUGUUUCUAUGCUACUCUCUGCCUAAUGCCAGCCUCUUCAGUCUUGCUAUGUUUUCAUGUCUUAGAGGUUGUAGAACUUGUUGAUGUUUUUUGCUGAGUAUAACCACUUAAUAAAACACCUUUAUUAGAAAAAAACCCCCAUACAUAUAUAUAUUUCUAUAAAGAUAAGGUUUCAAGCAAACUGUCUGUUUGUGAGCGAGUACCUUGCCCUGUGUUAUGGACCUUAGUGUAAGAAGUUGCUUGAGGAUUUUUUUUAUAGCGUAAACAUGCCUUUGCUAAUCUUCUGAUCAUGAUCUACAUGGAAAAGAUGUUAAUCCAGGUUACUGUUUCGGUCUGAACACCAACUUUUUGGUCUAGUAAAACUACAAAGUGUCUCCCAUAAUGGACAAUCAGUUUCAUGAAUUUUAAUGCCUGGCCGCCUCCGUGGUGGGACUGGCUAGUCAUGCAGGGUUAGAUCCAGGAGGACACAUGCUUCUGUCUUGUAGCGACUGGUUUAUUUAUUGCCUUGAGUUUAGAAUGAUGUCUUGAAAAACUUAUUUUGGAAUGACACCUUUUUUGUUACUUCCGUUAACUUAUUUUUCUGUUAAGAUGUUUGAAUUUUCUCCCAGAAAUUUGUUAGAAGCCUUUUAUUUAAAAAAGAGGCUUCUGGAGAACUUCGGGAGACUGUUCUUAUUUAACUUUUUUUUUAAAUAACUGAUUUGAUGCUAUUCUCUGCCAAAGUUUAGGUUGGGUUUUUGUUGUUUUUUUUUUAAUGAUUUUUUUUUCUUUUUUCCUGUUAGCUUUUACUAAUACCUGAAAGGAAACAGUGAGAGAUUGUAAGAAAUUAAAAUGGCCUUCAGUAUACCGCUUGUGUAUUUUCUACUUCUCCACUUCUGUGUUCCCCUUUCCACCCUAAUCCCAGAAGGUCCAGCAUGAGACUUCUGAUGCAAGUCACAAGAGUGCUGUAACUGAGUAGUGGAAAGGAUUUCCCACAAGGUUACAGUGAAGUGGGCAGAGCCAUCAGAGGAUCUCUGCAUGAGCACUUAAAGCGGAAGAUGCUUACAACUUUAAAACGUACAGCUUUAUUUUUUUUAUAUAUAUAUUUUUUUAAAUCCUAAGAUAAAGGAGGUGUUGGGAGAUGCUCCCUUUC